AUGCAUUAUUCCCUUAUUGCUCUAAUGGGCAACGAUUAAUAAUUAAAGGACUCAAUCUAUUAAUUAUACUCAGGAAUGGCCUCUUAAGACUAGUAGAUUCCUAUACCUUAUUCAUAUUCAGUCCUGAAUACUAUACAAUAACAUAAAUCCAUUUAAUAUAACAUACUUAAUACUCCAAGUACUAUUAAAAAAGAUGAGUUAAUUUCUAUGUGGAAUAAUAUGAUAUAAAUUUGUAAAUUGGAAAAUUUUGAAAAUUGUAUCAUUUUCUACUGUUUUACAGAUGUUCAAAAUGAUAUAAUUCCAUUAUUGAAUGAUGUACAUAUUGAAAUGGGUUGUCAAAUUAAUUAGAAUAAUAUUCUGCUAUUGACAUAAUAUUAGACUCUAAAUGAUUACGUUAAAAAGCAAGAAAAGAACAAUAAUUAUAAAAUUAUUCUUCUGGAUCGAUAUCAAUUGAAAAAUAUAUUUCCAUUACUUAAGGAAAAAAAAUAGUUAAAUGUGACAAAUAUCAAACCUAGAAUUUAUUAAGGGAACAAUUUAAAAGAGAUUGCAGAUAAUAAAUUCAACAUUAUUUUUACAAAAUGGAAGGAAAUUAUUACAAAAAGUAAAACCUAAGCUGAAUUUCUUAAAAACAUACUUUUAGAAUAAUCGAUUUCUCAAAUUUCAGAUAAAUUACAAGUGGAAUCCCAAUCUCAAGUUUAGAUAUUUAAUUUGGCUGUUAAUAUAAGGCAAAUGUUAGAAGAAAGAAAAAAAGAUUUUAUUGAUAAUUUAAUGCCGAAGUCUUUGAAGUUCUCUUCCUUUAGAUAUUGCUCAAAUUAAAAGUGUAAGUGGUUGUUUUCUUACAAUUCUUCAAAUCAAUUAGAGCAUCUACAUCAAAUUGAAAUUCACCUUGAUAACCCUUCAUUUUAGAAUUAUUAUUGUCUAGCAUGCAAUAAUAAGAUAUGCUAUAUAACUUUUUCCUAAAUAAUAAAUGACUGUUUCUAAGAGUUUUCAUUUAGAAUAAUUAAUGAAGUAACUUAAAAUUCUUAGCAAAAAGAUUCAACAGAAAUACUUGAAAAAAUAUUAUAAAUUAUGCUUUUAUCCAAUGAGGAAGAAGUAAAAACAACAAUUUUUAACAUUAUCUAAUAAAAUUAUUCAACAAAUGAGCGAUAAAGCAGUUAGUUUGUUCAAAGUUCAAUAAUCAACAAUAAAUAUCGUUUCCACAAUGCUCCUCUAUUUAAUUUCAUUCAAGAUAGUGAAAAUACUAUAACCUAAUUUAAAGAUUACUUCUACAAAAAUGAAAUUCAUUUUUUUUUAAUUUUAGUGAAAUUUGAAAGAACUGAUAUGAUGAUUCAAAAAAUUACAAACAUGAUAAAGAAAUUUCAUCGUCUAAAUAGACAAAGAAUGGUAUUAAUUAUUAAUUAAUGUCAAUAUGAUGAGGAGCAAUUUGCAGAGAUAAAAUAGAAAUUUGCUCAUUUUAGCUUUAAAAAUAUUUUAUUUUUACAUAAGUCUGAUUGUACUGAAGAUAUAUGUAAAAAUAUCUUCUAAAAUUUGGAAAAUAUUUCUUUAGAAAAAUUUGAUUUUACUGACUCAGUUUUUGAAUAAGAAAAUGAUAAUAGUUUUCAAUAAUUAUAAAAGCAAAAUCUGAUAAACCUAAGCAGACAAAUUGAUGCAGAAUAAUAAAAUAAUUUUCGAAUAUAAUUGGAGUAAGAUAAAGAAUAUUUAGAAAAACUACAAAUGGAAAUUAAAAUAUUGUAAGAGACACUGUAAUAGAAAAAAACAGAACAAAACAAUCUAUUAUAUAAAUAUCAAUAAGAUUCAUAAAAAUUAAAGGCGUGGGAGAAAUAGGGUAUAUUAGUUAAGUUUUGA
Messenger RNA from Paramecium primaurelia, 1845 nucleotides. NCBI's taxonomy places the organism in Eukaryota, Ciliophora, Oligohymenophorea, Peniculida, Parameciidae. The record is from the annotation of a GenBank genome assembly.